GGCAGGUGGCAACACUGUCGAGAGCGGCGGAGGAGAGAGCCUCAGCCGGCCCGCCAUUACGCCGUACCACGCAACGCCCCUCUAGCCAUGAAGCGCGGCGGGGAAAGAGACAUUUCCCCCUCCAGCAAGAGGUCCAGGUCAAGUGUUGGGAGGUAUGAAGACAGCAGUGAAGACGAGGGCCGCAGGAGUAGCCGCGGGGGCAGCCCAGGCCGCCGUUACGAGCUGCACCGGGAUGACUUCGGUCGGCCGUCUCGAGGGCCGCCCCCGCCCUCCUACAAGGUGCUGUGUGUGUCCAACCUGCACGCCAAGGCCAGCGACGAGAUGGUGCGGGAGGCCCUGUACCGGGAGUUCAAGAGAUUCGGGGACGUGAGCGUGAAGGUGUCCCUCGGAGCUGACGAGCGGCUGGCUUAUGUGUAUUUUAGAAGCGGAGAGGAGGCACGGGAGGCCAAGCACAGCAAGCCAAGAAUACUGUUCUACGACCGGCCGGUGGUUGUGGAGCCCAUGUACGAGGCCGCAAGGGACUACGGACCUCCAAGGGGGCGUUCUCGUAGUCCCCCCGAUUAUGACCGUGGUUACCGCCCCCGCAGCCCCCCCGGGCCCGAGCUGGAGGACCGCUAUGAGCCGCGGUUUGACCGGCGCCGCCCCCCGCUCCUGCCGCACACUGACUACUAUACUGAGGGCCCCCCAGUACGCCAAGAUGAAUAUGGUUACCGGCAACACCGUGGCCGCGGAGGGUUGCACAGCCACUACGGUCCGCUUAUACGGGGGGGAGGCUUCAAGCAUAGUUUUGGCAGCCGGGGCGGAGGUGGCGGGGGCGGCAGUGCAGGCGGAAUGAUUGACAGUAAGAGAGACAAGUUCCCUAACUACCUUCAUCAUGUCCCACCGGAGGAGGACCCUCUGGCUACACGCACUCUCUUUGCUGGCAACCUGGAGAUAAACAUCAGUGAAGAUGAAUUGCGGCGAAUCUUUGGGCGCUAUGGAGUGGUGGAUGACAUUGACAUAAAGAGGCCACCACCAGGUACAGGGAAUGCAUAUGCUUUUGUGCGGUUUCAAAACCUGGACAUGGCGCACCGUGCUAAGAUUGAGUUGUCUGGCCAGUAUAUUGGGAAGUUUCAGUGUAAGAUUGGCUAUGGUAAAGUGAUGCCCACCACCAGAGUGUGGGUUGGUGGUCUGGGUCCUUGGACAUCUGUGACUCAGCUGACUCAGGAGUUUGAUCGGUUUGGUGCUAUUAAGAAAAUUGAGUAUGUGAAGGGAGAGAACCAUGCUUAUAUCUUGUAUGAAAGUCUUGAUGCUGCUCAAGCAGCAGUGAAGGAAAUGAGAGGUUCUCCCCUGGGGGGACCAGACAAGAGGCUUCGGACUGACUUUGCUGAGGUCAAUCCACCUCCUGGUACUUUCCCCCCUGGGUUCAAGAAGGAAUUUGAGGGAGAGUAUCGGGAAGAAUGGGCAAGUGGCCGUGCUGCGGGUUACGAAGAGUAUAGUAGUGACUAUGGGGCAGGCUAUGGGCGAGGGAGGGGGCGUGGCCGGGGCUGGCAUGAGCGAGGUCGUGGCAGCCAUCGGGGAGGCUAUCAUGGGGACUAUCAGAGGGGAGAUUAUCGAGAUUAUGAUGGCACUCCUGAAGGAGACCAUGCUAACAGGAGUCCUGAAGCAGGUGAUGGAACAAAUGACAACGGCCUUGGUAGUGCCAGAACUCUAGCAGAUGUUGCUCGUAAAACAACUACUUCUUGGCAGGGUUCUCUGAUAUUAAAGAAUUCUUCAUUUGGCACCAAAAUGCAUCUUAUUGAAGGUGACAGUGAAGUGUCAGAGAUGAUGCAAGAUGAAGAAGGGAGGCCUCUGUUGCGAAUCACCCAGAGGCUGCGGCUUGAUCAAUCACGCCUGGAUGAUGUUAACAGGAGAAUCAGUGCUCCUUCAACUGCCACCAUCCUCCUGUCUUUGCCAAGCACAACUGCCCCUCAGGCACCAGAAGAAGCUGCUGUUCAGACUCGACCUUUAAGGAAUUUGGUGGCAUACUUAAAGCAGAAGGAGGCAGCUGGUGUUAUAACUCUUAACUCAAGCAAUAAGGAGGCAAACAUGCAGGGUGUUCUUUAUGCUUUUCCUCCUUGUGCUUUUUCUUUAGAGUUGUUGCACCGUGUCUCUCCUGGCCUAACAGAAGAGACAACAAGGGAUGAUCAUUUGGUCAUUGUCAUUGUGCGUGGAGCAGCUGCAUGAGUCUCCUUUCAUGUGUUAGUGUAUCUUAAUGUUACAAUCAAGUGUAUUUAAUAUUAGUGACUGAAUUUGAACAAAGUUAAUUCAUCUGUAAUUUUAAUCUGAUUAAAUUUGAAGAGUGAAGUGUAAUAAGUUUGUGCAGUGAGUUUGUGAAUUAAACAUGAAUUCAGGAAAGGAAUGCCACAAAUUAGAUGAUUUUGUGGAAAGAAAAGAACAAUUGUUUUGCUUGACAACCUUGGCAUAUACUGUGUAGUGCUAUUUUCUUAAUACAGUGAAAUGGUAUUAUUAUUCAGUGUUUAAUUGUGCAUGUGAACCUCUGUUGCAGUGUGGUGAAUAUUGGUGAUAGUGAUUAAAGUGAGUGCUGUGAAUAAGCUCAAGCUUUCUUUUUUUCAGUUUUGUGAAGUGCUUGUUGUGAAGUGACCCUUCAAAACUUGUGAUAGUGGUGAUGGAUAAGCAUCAUGCUUUAUUGCAAUCUUCUUUAACAGUGCUUACAGUGUACCUAAAGGAAAAGCUUUAUUCAGUCCAGUGUGUAGUGCUUUUAGGAAGUGGUCACCAGUUAAUUUCUUAUCAAUAGUGAGUGAGAUUUGUGUUAUGAAAGAAGCAUAAGUAGUGAAGUGAUACUUAAAAGUGCUGUGUUGAAAAUAGAUUUUCUGUGCUACUGUGACGGCUUGGGAUGAGUAAGGAUUGGGAGAUGCGUUGCAUAAAUAUUAAAGUCUCUAAUUAAGCUGAAAUCAUUCCAUGCAUUAAAAGUACAAAGAAGUAAUUUUAAUAAAAAAAAAAAAUUACAUGCUUGUUAAAAACUUGAAAAUAAAAACUAAAUUGAUUUUCAGUAAACAACGAACUAAAUAUAUAUAUAUAUAUAUAUAUAUAUAUAUAUAUAUAUAUAUAUAUAUAUAUAUAUAUAUAUAUAUAUAUAUAUAUAUAUAUAUAUAUAUUAAUCAGCAGGGAUGUGAUGAAGUGCUUUUUGUAAACAUAGUAAUGCCAUGAAUAGUUAUGUGCCACUCUUUCUGUGGAGAAAUUUGUGGAAUAAAUGUGUCCUGCCGGUUCAGAAACUUAACAUUUUUAGAGAAAGCUUCAAAGGAAUGGAGAGAAAAAUCAUGAGUACAGUAUAGAGUAAGAGGAAUUGAGCAUCAUGGAUUAGAGGACAGACACAAAUUGAACAUAUUCAAAUGACAAAGCUAAGAACUGGACAUCGGCAAGUCAUAGGUGUAGAACUGAUGAGAUGGACAAUGAAAAUAAGUGUCAACUCAGAUAUUGUAGUUGUGGCAGGCAGAAAACCUGUUUGAGAGAUGAAAUUAGAGCAUUUACUAGGUAAGGGUGGAGUACACUAACAUCAGAUGAGAGGUGGAGAAUGUUAGGAAGUCCUUCAUUGGACUAGUAAUGGCUGAAUAUGACAACUGUCAACAAUAAUGGUGGUGCACAUGCAGGGGGGCAGGAAAAAUUGCUUUUGACCCUAACCAAUUUAUAAGUCCUCUCAGCCCAGUUGUCUAUAUAAGCAAAAUCAAUAAAACAGUUUUUGGAUGAAUUUGAUAAUUCACUUGGAGGAUUCCCUUGAAUGGCCUGCUCCCAAAGUAUGGGCUGCCACAGAUAUUUUCAUUUCCACUAACUAUCAGUUUUACAUCUGAUCUACCACAGUCCAUUUCCUGUUCUUGAUAGUCAUUAAAAUAUCAACCUUUGUGUUUUUAGCCCAUGAUGCUCAUCCUUGUCU
This is a messenger RNA of Eriocheir sinensis (Chinese mitten crab), 3910 nucleotides long. RefSeq names its product RNA-binding protein spenito-like (gene nito). Gene Ontology annotation, cellular component: nucleus. The transcript has a single exon. The coding region runs from base 88 to 2205 and encodes 705 amino acids. Gene Ontology annotation, molecular function: mRNA binding. NCBI's taxonomy places the organism in Eukaryota, Metazoa, Arthropoda, Malacostraca, Decapoda, Varunidae. Gene Ontology annotation, biological process: regulation of alternative mRNA splicing, via spliceosome. The record is from RefSeq and is a predicted model, not a curated record.